This is a messenger RNA of Aspergillus calidoustus, 903 nucleotides long. The record is from the annotation of a GenBank genome assembly. Lineage: Eukaryota; Fungi; Ascomycota; Eurotiomycetes; Eurotiales; Aspergillaceae.
GUUAGCAUGGGAUGGCAGGCGCUGGCUUUGCUAUAUACCAGUCUGGGAAGCAAUUCCUCCAGUCCUCCAUCCCCUUAGGCCCGAAUAAAGAGGUUUUUGAUGCUGAAGCUGAAGCAGCACUAGCAGGGGCUAAGGCAGCCUUCCAACUCCACACAGCCUGCUAUGCUACUAACCUCUGGAUAUGCCUAGACAACCUAGAGGUAGCCACACGUCUCCUAUCUCCAUUUACGGGCUCAUCCCAAGAGGUCUUUGAAUCCUUCCGGGCCCUGGCCGAAACCUGGCUGUCAAGGGAAAGAUUCCCAUAUACAGAUGGCGGCUCUGUACGGAUCUGCUGGGUACCUGGUCACACACAAAUUCCUGAGAAUGAAGCAGCGGACCAAGCCGCGAAGAAGGGAGCUGCUAUGAACCCUCCCCUAAGCAAGCACUCACACGCCUCGCUAAAACGGCAGGCUAAAAUAGAGAUGUUAUCUGCCAUGCAAAGAUACUGGCAGACUACUGCCCCCCAAACCUACCGCGAUCUCUGGAUUACCACCUACCCCAGGCGCUCUGCGGAGCUAAAGCUCCCACGACCCCUUCUCGCCCGAAUCCUGGCUGCGCGUACGGGACAUGGGGACUUUGCAGCCUACCACGAGCGGUUUAAACAUGAGAAUGCGCACCUCCUCUGCCGCUGCGGCGCAAGAAAGACUCCAUUUCACUUCCUCUUCUGCUGCAUUGCAAAGAGACGUCUUCCCCUACCCUCAGGGCCGCCCUCCGAAACUAUCCCCUACUUAUUAGGCACCCCCAAAGGGACAGCCAAGCUAGCCGCUUGGCUAUCUAAAUUUUGAGGAUAUCUGCACGAGGUAUCCUCUACCUCAGCCAGGCUGAGACACCACCCAAAAAAAAAAAAAAAAAAAAAAAAAAAAA